Molecule: messenger RNA, 4776 nt
Organism: Pseudophryne corroboree (corroboree frog)
Lineage: Eukaryota; Metazoa; Chordata; Amphibia; Anura; Myobatrachidae
Gene: CSNK1G3
Product: casein kinase 1 gamma 3
Exons: 13
Coding region: 1023-2366 (447 amino acids)
Biological process (GO): peptidyl-serine phosphorylation; endocytosis; signal transduction
Cellular component (GO): nucleus; plasma membrane; cytoplasm
Molecular function (GO): ATP binding; protein serine/threonine kinase activity
Source: RefSeq, a predicted model, not a curated record
GUCUCCUAUUGGGCAGCACCAGCAGCCUAAAGCAGUCCCGCCCUCCCUGGGGAAUCCCCUUGAGUGACAGCACCAUUCGACCAAUCCCAGAUGUGGCAUCUAAUUAAACCCCACCCAUGUACUAGAGACGCGAAGAGAACUAUUCUACACUGCACGGCUCCUAUACUCCUCUAUUAAUUUCAUGCUUCCAGAUGGCCACGCCCCUACACUUUCAUCCUCGUCCUCUAACUGGCUAUGGAUAGUGACGCCACUUAACCGGUCUCAUGCGAUUGGUUAGCCUUCCCUGGGAAGUGGGCUGGUCUCGGCUUCCCGUUUCACUCACUCUCUGCCGCCGCCUAGUGGUGCCGUAAGGUAAAGGGAAGGUUCGCCAUCAGUGUCGCUGCCAGAUCGACCAGCCGGGGGUCCGAGGAAUGGGCCUGAGCGAGGGUCGUCCUCGGCUGCUGUGUCCCUGUGCUGCCGCGGAAGAGGCGGGCCCGGUGUGAGGGGGGCGGCUUCCGCUGCGCGUUCCCCUCUGACACGGAACAUUUCCCUCCAGUGUGUGUGUGUGAGAUCCCUCCUCCUCCUCCUCUGGCCAUCUUUAUCACAUUCAUUACCGCAAUAGGAGAGCCAGCCGGCCCUGCCUCCACCGACCAGCCGCCCGGGAGCGCAACGACCAAUCCGCACUGACUGCAGGGGCCACAGCCGUUGGGAGGCGCGUCAGCUGGAUCCCGGUACUUGAUACCCCUGCCCCAGCCAGGAGCUGCUCUGUCACCCGCUGGCUCCUAGGUUCUUCAAGUCAAGAAUAUUUGGAUAUUUGGGGGGAGCGAUAACCGGAGGAUUCAUUUUGCUGCACUGAAGACCUCAGUGGAAACUGCUUGCGAAUGGGAUGAAUCCGCCUUUUCUGAGCCCUCGUCAUCUUCAGCUCAGAGAAUAAGAUUAUCCAGCAGGGGAGCUUCACUAGUUAUGUUUCCAUUCUUACAGCACCCCAUUUGAGUUUGCUUGUCUUUAAAAAAGGAUUCAAAGUGGAGUACCGUAAACUUGAUAUGGAUGGCAAAAAGAAAGACAAGGACAAACCUGAUGAGAGAAUGGCCCGGCCUAGUGGCCGGUCGGGUCACAACACACGUACUGGUUCUUCGAACUCUGGAGUGUUGAUGGUUGGGCCUAAUUUUAGAGUUGGGAAAAAAAUUGGAUGUGGCAACUUUGGAGAACUCCGAUUAGGUAAAAAUCUGUACACAAAUGAAUAUGUGGCAAUUAAACUGGAACCUAUGAAAUCCAGGGCACCGCAGCUGCAUUUGGAAUACAGAUUCUACAAGCAGUUAGGCUCUGUCGAUGGUGUACCUCAGGUUUAUUAUUUUGGCCCUUGCGGGAAAUAUAAUGCUAUGGUGCUAGAGCUACUGGGGCCAAGUUUGGAAGACUUAUUCGACUUAUGUGACAGAACAUUUUCCCUAAAAACUGUUCUUAUGAUAGCCAUACAGCUGAUUUCCCGCAUGGAAUAUGUUCACUCAAAGAACUUGAUAUAUAGAGAUGUAAAGCCUGAAAACUUUUUGAUAGGUCGUCCAGGAAACAAAAACCAGCAAAUAAUUCACAUUAUAGAUUUUGGCUUGGCAAAAGAAUAUAUAGACCCAGAAACAAAAAAGCACAUACCCUACAGAGAACACAAGAGCCUUACAGGAACAGCUAGAUACAUGAGUAUAAACACACAUUUAGGAAAAGAGCAAAGUAGAAGAGACGAUUUAGAAGCAUUAGGUCAUAUGUUUAUGUAUUUUCUUCGAGGAAGCCUACCCUGGCAAGGACUAAAGGCUGACACAUUAAAAGAAAGGUAUCAGAAAAUUGGGGAUACGAAACGAGCAACUCCAAUUGAAGUACUUUGUGAGAACUUUCCAGAGGAGAUGGCCACAUACUUACGCUAUGUAAGAAGACUAGAUUUUUUUGAAAAACCAGAUUACGACUACCUACGAAAACUAUUUACAGACUUGUUUGAUAGAAAGGGAUACAUGUUUGACUAUGAGUAUGAUUGGAUUGGAAAGCAGCUGCCCACACCAGUUGGCUCCAUACAUGCCGAUCCAGCUCUUUCAUCAAACAGAGAAGCACAUCAACAUAGAGAUAAGAUGCAGCAAGCCAAAAAUCAGUCGGCAGACCACAGGGCGGCUUGGGACUCCCAGCAGGCCAACCCCCAUCAGCUAAGAGCUCACCUAGCAGCUGACAGACAUGGUGGCUCGGUACAGGUUGUAAGUUCAACGAAUGGGGAGCUGAACACAGAUGAUCCAACAGCUGGACAUUCAAAUGCACCAAUCACCGCCCCAGCAGAAGUUGAAGUCCUAGAUGAAACAAAGUGCUGUUGCUUUUUCAAGAGGAGGAAAAGGAAAACCAUUCAACGUCACAAAUGACUCUGGAAAAGGACAGACCAUGGGGAAUUACUCACUUGUUCAUCUGCUGUCCUGUAAUAAUAACAAACAAAUUAUCAUCUCCACAACGACCAUGUUACUUUAUUUCUUUAUUUUUUCCCCUUAUACAGACUCUCAUAUUCCCAUGCUUCUGCUUGAUUGUCUUACGUUUUUCUUUAUGUCCAAACUUUAGAAGCUUUAAAGUUUUGUCCAAAAUAGGAUUAUUUAAAUGGACCAAUGAAGUGGUACAAACAUAAAUUACGGUCUUCAGCCAAAUGCAGUUACACCAUCCCAGGAGACUGCAAGCGGUUAAUUGUUGGAUAACGCUGCAAAAAGGUCUUUUACAUGCAAAUAGUGGAAAAAAUGAUUAAUUGCUAAAGCUUUAAAAUAACACACUAAAAGUCUUGCCUUCUGGAGAUUUGCAGUUUGAGAUUUAGAAAGAUUUACAGUAUUAUUGAGAUGGUACUGCAUUAAUCAACAGGUAGCAUUACCUUUCCUCACCGUCGUUCUAAUGGUACAUCCACUGCCCAGAGGUACAUAGGACGAAAUCAUCUGAAUGUGACUGGGGAUAACAACAUACAAAAGCAGUCAACUGCAGACUCCUAAGAGAAGAAAAAAAUGUUUUUGCGUUGUACCUCUUACAGUGAUAGUCAUAGAAGCUGCAAGGACAUUUGUCCUAUAUGUUCAUGGUGUAGACUUGUGCUUCUUGAUAAUGAUACUGUUCUUGCAAAAAAACAAACUGAUAAAAAAAAAUGUUACUCGAUGCUAGAAAAAUAAACACUACAUGGAGGAAGAGUGGCAGUUAGGAAUUACUAUAAUACGCAUAUGGUAGCUGGAAGGCACUUUGCAUACUGCUUGAUGCAGAACAGCAUAUUACUCCGUUACUAGAAAUCUUUGAAUACAUCUUAUAGUUGGUGUUGUAAUCCUUUCUACUCUUUGUCCAGAAGCAGUGAAGCUGAUGGGUUCUUCGCUGACUACUGUAUGCCCACAAGUAGCUGGUGCUUUCCGAAUUGUUCUCCCCCUGACCCAAAUUUGCAGUUGUUAAACAGAGCAUGGUAGGAAGCAUUAGCUAGAGAAUUAAUUCUCCAUUUUCUUCUGUUAUAGAAGAAGCGCCUGCAUAUUUGGGAGAGAGGGGGUUAAAUACUGUAAUUUUUUUUGGUGGGUGGAGAUUUUUUUUUUUUUUUUUUUAAGCAGGACAUCAUCAUUUAACCUCAAUUGCUGCAAGGUCUGUUAGUACACCUUGUAGUUUGUGAGCAGUGAAGCCAUUAUUUGUCUUGAUUAUUUUUGUUACAUUGGUAACUUGGCCUAUAUUUUCAUCAGAUUUUUGAAGGGAAAUGGCUAGAACAAAUAUUUUGACCAAACCAUGGUUAAUUUAUGUACAAAGAAAAAAUCCAAAAGUCUCCUAGAUUGAACUUGUAUUUUUUUUCUUGUCUAUCAGUGCACGCCCUAUGGUUUAACUUAUUUAUUUUUUAAGUCUGGUUUGUGGUAACAUUAAAAAAAAAAUGUGUAUUGCAAAUAGAUAAAUUCACAUCUUUGAGUUCAUUAUUGCAUUUACAGGGAUUUUAAUUGUAAUUUGUAAUUUAUUUUGGUUUAACAACCGGGAGUGCAAGGCUUAUUUUUGAUGGUUUAUGUACCGACAUAAAACACUGAAAAAUGCCUAGCUGAAGGUUGUUUAUUUUCACUGUUGCUGUACAUUUUUUCUUUUUUAUUACAUUGGUCAAAUACAUCAAUUCAACCCUCUAUUAAUUACAAUAUUCAUAUUGCAGUUCUCAGUCUGCCUUGUUUGUGUUAUUGUCUUAAUCUCAAGAAUGAUCUAUAUAUAAAUAUAUAUAUAUAUAUAUUUUUUUUUCGUUAUGAAAGAUGAGUUGUGGCCAUUCUAAUGUGAAAUCACUUCUGUCUCUACAGUAUUUGACCAAACUUUGUUGCACCACAUUGUAAAUACAUGCAGCAACUAGUGUUUCAUAUAUACAUCUGUUUAUUUUGUUUAUUGGUAGAUCUUUCUUUUGUGUGGAGAGAAGAAGCUUUUUGGCCUGUACAGUGUUUAUAUGAUCUGAACUCAUCACACAUAACAAGGAAAUGUGUAUAUUAAUCCAAUUGUGGACGUCAGAUAUUUAAAAUACAAAACCCUUUAUUUGCUGCAAUGACCAGUAUGUUGACAUUUUGCUUUUUAGCAAUAUUUAAGUGCUCCAUUUACUGCCAUGAAAAGGGAAAUUACCCUUUUGGCAGCACAAACUGGUCAGUAAUAGGUAAUGCAGGUAUGUUCAGGUUAAGCCAACAAUGUUUUGCAUUUAUAUGCUUUUUCUCUGUCUAUACUAAUGAAGUCAACAUUGCCUGAAUGUUUAAAAUAAUGAAAUACAUCCCUGUUCAAAAGUAUGUAACUGAAGAAAUAAAAAAUAAAGGUAGUUUUUUUAAA